GCGAAGAUGUGAGCAGUUACGUUCUUCUGAUGCGCAACCAAUACUUUGAAUAAUUCUUUGAUUGCACGGAAGAACUCAAAACUAAGAGAAGAUCAUAGUGUUGUUACAAUGGCUACAAAUCUCAUGACUGAACCCUGGUUUCAUGGCUCUAUAUCCCGACAAGAAGCAGAAGAACUCCUUUUAAAAGCAGGAAAGACAGACGGACUYUUUUUAGUACGUGAAAGCGUAACACAAGUUGGAAGUUUUGCUCUUUCAAUGUGCUUCAACAACAGAAUUAUCCAUUAUCACGCUCAAAGACAACCAGAUGGGUUUGUAGCUAUUGAAGAUGGACCCAAGUUUCCUGGCCCAGUAGAGCUUGUUCAUUAUCAUUCAUUGCAAUUGGAUGGYUUGUUGUGUAAGCUUCUGAAACCAUGUCUUCGGCCACAUGGGGUUCGUCCUAAAACAUUUUCUGGAGUUCAUCAAAAGCAUAUCAAAGAUGCAGCAGAAAAAGCUCUGGAGUCCAUGGGUGUAGAAAAUGACACAGCAAUGCAGAGGCAAAUGGAGAGUUUCAUUGGUAAAGUUUUACACCAAAGUGAACUCUGGUUCCAUGGCAAUAUCUCCCGGGAAGAAGCAGAGCGAAGGCUGCAGCGCUGCGGAUGCACAAACGGUCUGUUUCUUAUCAGAGAAAGGAAGGCUCCACCUGGAACAUUUGCUAUGGGACUGUGCUACAAUGGUAGCGUUGUUCACUACCUGUUUGAUGUUGAUGCMACUGGACAGUUGUCAAUUCAGUCUGGUCCAAAGUUUGAAAACUUGAUGCUUGCUAUUGAUCACUACACCUUGCACAAUGAUGGGCUUUUGUAUAAUCUUAARGAACCCUGUGAUGCUUCACUGUUCGAAAGUCGGCGUAGGACUUUGCCACGCCCAGAGUUCCAGUUUCCUGGACGACCAGCAAGUAGAUCAUUUGGUGAAAAUGAUACAACACCAAGAUCACCCA
Molecule: messenger RNA, 973 nt
Organism: Exaiptasia diaphana
Lineage: Eukaryota; Metazoa; Cnidaria; Anthozoa; Actiniaria; Aiptasiidae
Product: tyrosine-protein kinase SYK
Biological process (GO): cell differentiation; innate immune response; cell surface receptor protein tyrosine kinase signaling pathway
Cellular component (GO): extrinsic component of cytoplasmic side of plasma membrane; cytoplasm
Molecular function (GO): signaling receptor binding; non-membrane spanning protein tyrosine kinase activity; ATP binding
Source: RefSeq, a predicted model, not a curated record